CUCCCUCUUUCUCUUGUCACUGGGUUUUUUUCGGGAGGAGAGGAGAGGUAGUGGGGGGAACCAGUUUUUUUCUUUCCCCCGUCUUUUCCUGAAAACAAAUGCUAUGUUUCAAACACGCAGCGGCCAAAUCUUCGUGUUAUGCUGCCGCCUCUCCGACGACGACGCUUCAUUCACCGAGACAUCUCUCUCAACCAAGCCGAAUGAGAGGAGCUAAAGGGCGGACUGGACUCAGAGGAAGAACCGGGGGGAGGCUGUAACGUUAACGCAACAUCCGCCGCUUUCUUUUAUUACAACAACCGCAGUUUCUCAUUGAUUUUUAUAUACAGCAUUUCAUCUGUGUGUUUGAAAUGUUGCCUCAGACGGUUUCUGGAUGUGUUUCCGUUGCAGUUUCUCCACCUUUUUGACGUUUUUUCACCCAGAAAAGAAAAGAAAAAAUCAUAUUAGCUAGCUCCCCCCUUUUUUUCACUCUGCUCAACCCCCCUAUCAGUUACCUCAAUGGUCGCAUUGGUUUUCCUUUCGUCGCAGCUCAAAGUCAGACGGUGACCACCAGGAUUUUGUUAACGUGUCCUCCGAAAUGGUACGAUAGUGUCUGGAAAGUGAAAAGCCAAGUGGAGGAGGGAGGUUCAGUCAGUCAAUCUGGGUUAUUUUUGUUUGUUUUGUCUUCCCCCCCAGAUGAGGCUGGGCUUUGUAAUAACAGCAGAAAAAAAGAAAAACAUGAGGUGGAUGUAAGCUUGGAACAGUUUUUACGCAUCAUUUCUUUUUUUCUUUCUUUUUUUUUUAAAGCUGGAUCUUUGGUGAUCUGUGCUGCCUUCACGGACUGUGACAAUGAAGAUUGUAUGAGAAGAGAGGCUGUUUUUUCCCCUCCCUGAUACACAGAGCCUGGUGUGACUGACUUACCAGAAGAGGGGGGUUUAACCCAAGUGUAUUCACUAAAAACCUACACCCCCUUGCUUAUUGUUUUUUUCCUCCUGGACAGCGAAGCGCACUCAGGGACAAACAUGUCUUUACGCACGGCACUGCCUGGAAACGAGCGGAACCCGGACCAUCAUACCUCCCUGUCAGCCAGCCGCUCAGAUAAGGGUACCGGCUGGUCAAGCCGCUCGCUCGGCGCUCGAUGUCGAAACUCCAUCGCCUUGUGUUCAGACGAGCAUCCGCACAUCGGAAACUACCGACUGCUCAAAACCAUUGGCAAGGGCAACUUCGCCAAGGUCAAGCUGGCGCGACACAUAUUGACCGGCAGAGAGGUUGCAAUAAAGAUCAUCGAUAAAACACAACUCAACCCAACCAGCCUACAGAAGCUGUUUCGAGAGGUACGCAUCAUGAAAACUCUCAACCAUCCGAAUAUAGUGCAGUUGUUUGAGGUCAUUGAGACGGAGAAGACCCUUUACCUGAUUAUGGAGUACGCCAGCGGAGGCGAAGUGUUUGACUACCUCGUGGCUCACGGCAGAAUGAAGGAGAAAGAAGCCAGAGUCAAGUUCAGACAGAUUGUCUCAGCGGUGCACUACUGUCAUCAGAAGAACAUUGUUCACAGAGACUUGAAGGCGGAGAACUUGCUACUAGACGCCAACUCCAACAUCAAAAUAGCUGACUUUGGCUUCAGUAAUGAGUUCACCGCUGGCAGCAAACUAGACACGUUCUGCGGCUCCCCGCCCUACGCUGCCCCGGAGCUCUUCCAAGGAAAGAAGUACGACGGUCCAGAGGUGGACAUCUGGAGCCUGGGGGUCAUCCUGUACACGCUCGUCAGUGGGUCCCUGCCAUUUGACGGACAGAACCUAAAGGAGCUGCGGGAGCGUGUCCUGAGAGGGAAAUAUCGUGUACCCUUCUACAUGUCUACAGACUGUGAGGGAAUCCUGCGCCGCUUCCUGGUCCUAAACCCAGCCAAGCGCUGCUCGCUGGAGCAAAUAAUGAAAGAUAAGUGGUUGAAUGUCAGCUACGAGGGGGAGGAACUGAAGCCUCACAUAGAACCUGUGGAGGAUUACAACGACACCAACCGCAUCGAUGUGAUGGUUGGGAUGGGUUUCGCCAGAGAGGAGAUCAGAGAUUCUCUGGUUAGUCAAAAGUACAACGAGGUCACCGCCACGUACCUACUGCUGGGACGCAAGAGUGAGACGGAGACCACUGAGUCCAGGUCAGGCAGCAGUCUGAGUCUAGCUCGAGUCCGGCCUGGCACCAUCACCAACGGUACCAGCAAACACUCCACUUCCUCUUCCUCCUCUGGUGGACCUUCCUCUUCUUCUUCUGGCCACAAGGCACAGCGCAGUGCCUCGACUUACCACCGCCAGAGACGACACUCUGAUUUCUAUGAGAAGUCCUCUGUUUCAGGUGGUCCGGCGGUUCCGGGGUCCACAAAUCCCAAACGCAGUCCCAGCACCGUGGGUGAAGCAGCGGGGCCUAAGGAGGAGCGACUGUCGAUCCGCAAGCCGAGCACCAACACCGUUGGCUCCCGCAGCAUCCCGGCUCCCUCCAGCCCCAUGGUCAGCUCCGCUCACAAUCCAAACAAGGCCGAGAUACCAGACCGGCGCAAGGAGGUUAACACAACCAUGAAUAACAUCCCUGCUAGUGCCAUGACUCGAAGAAAUACAUAUGUGUGUACCGACCGAUCCAACACCGACAGACACUCACUGCUGCAAAACGGCAAGGAAAACAGCACUGCAUCCCACCGCCUUCCCCCUGCCUCCCCCUCUACCCACAGCAUCGCUGGGGCAUCUGGUGUCUCCUCCUCGGCCUCUACGCCAUCCUCCCGUCUCUCAAGGGGGUCCACUGUGAGGAGCACAUUCCACGGAGGGCAGAUUAGAGACCGACGGCCUCCCUCACAUGCUCCCCCUGCUUCCCCGACGCCGUCCCACGAUGCCAGCCCACUGCCUCACGCCAGGACCCGGGCCACAACCAACCUGUUGAGCAAACUCACCUCCAAAUUGACCCGCAGGGUCACAGACGAACCUGAGAGAAUCAGCAGAUCUCCGGUCACAAGUCGCCAUAUAUCUGGGCAUCAGAAAGCGGCCGAGCCCCGGACCCCCCGAUGCGGCUGGGAUGUGAGGGUGCGGAGCCCUCGCGACCCGGCCGAGGUGGUGCUAGCACUGCGUGAAGCGGCACAGGGCUGCGGCUGCCAGGUCCACCUUGCCGGGCCUUUCCUCCUGUCCUGCACCCAUGGAGCAGCCGGCGCCCGCGUGGCCUUCGAGGCCGAGGUCUGCCAGCUGCCCAGCGGGCUGGGCCAAAGCAGCGGUGUGAGGUUCAAGCGCCUGUGGGGGGCACCGUUAGCCUUUAGAGACAUCGCCACCAAAGUGUCCAAGGAGCUAGAGCUCUGAGGGCGACAGGAGGCGGGGCAGACUGAGGCCGGACAGGCUGAUUAAAGAGGAGGGAUAAGGAGGAGAAACAGUGAGGCUGAGUCACCUCCUCCUCAUCCUCCCUCGGCUCCACCUAAGCUGAUGCGGCUAGCGAUGCCUCGCCUCCGCCAAAGACCCUCAUCUUCUGAUGCCACCAAUCACAGCCAAAAUGGAUGCACAGACACGGAUAGACCACCAUCUGCAGAUUUAUGAUGACCCUUGACCUUGCAACUGUCAGUGACCUACGAACUGCUUAACAACACGCCACCACCUCCAUAGUCAGCGAGCCCUUGGAGUCAAACUGUUCUCUCUCUCUUUUUUUUUUCCAUGAUGAUGAGGAUGGUGUUGUUGAGAAUGGUCGCGAUUGAGAAUUUGUUGUUGUUGUUGUCAUUGUUAUUCCUAUUGUAUCAUAUUUUGUCAUCAUUCCUUUUUAAAGAGCUGCUAUUUAAAGAAAUGUUUUAAAUUUUUUUGUGUAUUAAGUUUAUUUUCUUUCUUUAAUGCUUUUAAAAUGGGCAGAAGUUUGACACCUGUUGUCAUUUUCUGAAGUGGAACGUCGCAUAUUUUAAGAAACGAGGGGCGCAGUCUGACCUCCAGCCUCUAGAGGGAGACAUGCAGAAAUGCAGAGACCUGUAUCAGACUGAUUGAAGCAUCAUGGCCUUUCUGCCCAUUCAUGGACAAAGCCCAUUUUACCGCUCAACUGGGAUACUGAUGUGUGUUUGCAGCAUUUCUGGUAAAACGUUGUUAUCUGCUCUGACUUCUCCACAGUCGACUGAUAACUGGUUGCCGAGCCACUUUCAGACAAGCUGAUGUGAUCUGUUGUACUUGACAACUUCAUCAUUUUGAAUUAACCCUAAUUUCAAAUGCUCAACUUUCCCCUCACUACCUUUUUUAUUAACAUGCCAAAGUCCUUUUCAAAUUGAAGAUUUUAAUAGUUUACAGUACAAAGUGGGAUUUAUUCCUUCAACUGGAAUCAUGAUUUCUUUUUUAAUUUCACUCACUUAUUUCACUACAGGAUGUUAGUUAUAACAGCCAAUUCACAUUAUUUUACCUGAAAUGCUUCCACACAGCAGAUUUAUUUAAUUAAAAUUAGAAAGGCAGGUUAUGUCAGCCAAUCAGGAUCCAGUAUUGAUAUUGAUGCACCAUUUAACUGACUUUAAUUCAAGUGAAUAAAGUCAAGUUAACACUUAACUAAUAUUUUUUCCCUUAUAGUAGAUUUCAACACAAAAGAAAAGCUUCAAUUGAAUUUCUUUUGCAGCAUAUCUGUUUUCACUGAGUGCCCAGACAAAUUUUCUUUGUUUGAUAUGUGCCACAAAUGGUUAAAAAUGGCUGUUUUUAAUUGGUUCUGGUUGUAAUCAGAAAAACAGUAACGGCUUAAUAUGUGCUUUUUUAGACAAUACCCUUAAAGUUUUUUAAAUAUAAUUUGAUCUUUUUUUCAUCACCCCC
This is a messenger RNA of Scomber japonicus (chub mackerel), 4766 nucleotides long. It is a transcript of the gene mark4b, whose product is annotated as MAP/microtubule affinity-regulating kinase 4b. Gene Ontology annotation, biological process: intracellular signal transduction; protein phosphorylation; microtubule cytoskeleton organization. The record is from RefSeq and is a predicted model, not a curated record. The coding region runs from base 999 to 3305 and encodes 768 amino acids. The transcript is spliced from 17 exons. Gene Ontology annotation, cellular component: cytoplasm. Gene Ontology annotation, molecular function: tau-protein kinase activity; protein serine/threonine kinase activity; ATP binding. Lineage: Eukaryota; Metazoa; Chordata; Actinopteri; Scombriformes; Scombridae.